GUGAAUACCCAGCUGUUGGCAUUCCCAGAUGUGGUCCAGCAAGUCCAUUUAAAGGACACUUGAGUACCAAGAGUAAUGCUUUUUGCAUUGACUCCUCCCGAAGUCUAACCAGCCAGUACCUGAUCAGAGAUCACAUGGUGUUUCAUUAUAACAAAAUCCUUUCAGCCAAAGCAGCCGUAGACUGUUCAGUGCCCAAAAGUAGGUUGACCAGCAUCAAACUUGCUGACCAGCGAAGAAGAGAGAGACUGAAAAAGAAGAUAGCCAGGUGUGAAGAGGAGAUGAGUGUGGGCAAAACUGCCUCCCGAGCCAGCUCCAGAGAGAGCGGAAGGCUGCUGCCGUCCUCUUUUGGAAAGGGUUUCUUGGAAGCAGAAGACAAAGCUGGUCUCUUCCCCUGUGCUGGGCACACCCAGUGCCUGUCGGGAUCACUGUCUCCGUACGGCGAGCAGGGCUCGCUGCGCUCCACUCCGGUGAAAUACACCAGAAAAACCUCCCGGAAUCCAUCAAGUACCCCAAGGAAACGCUCUGGGCUGUCGUGCAGUUGCUCCACUGACAGUUUUGUGAGCACUAGUCAUUCCCAGAGGCAUCAAGGAAGCAGCUCCAAAGUGUACAGUGGGGAUCUUCUAGAGAGGCACUCGGAAUUCUUUACCGGGAGCCGAAAACCUUUCACUCCACGCACCUUGAUAUCAGCUGCGAAGUCUUCCCUGUCAGAGUACAGGUACUACACUCCUGCCCGAAGGAAAAGGAAGGGUCACUCCAAGCAGCACGUGGAAGCUCAAACACAGACCGAUGCAAUCAGCUUUCCAUCUGCAGACAAAGCGUCUGAGAGAAAAUUUCUGCCUGAGCAGCAGCAGAUCACAUUGAAGGCUGAAGGCAGAAGAUACACCGUGGAUGAGUCAGAGAGAGAAAGAGCUGCUUUUCCAUACUCCUUCCUGAGAGAGACAUGGGUGUAUCCUCAGCAGCCUUCAGGCAGGAGGACUCUGGAGGCCGAAGAAGAAGAGCUUUUAUAUUUAGCUUUCAUUGAGGAUGUAACAAAUGAUAUUCUGAGCCUCGGGCUGUUUUCUAACAGAGUGCUGGAAGAACUGUUUGAGUGUCACAUACAGGAAAACAAGAAGCGUUUGGAUGAGGGCAAAAUGCGGCACGUGCUGGAUGUGCUGAAAGCAGAGCUGGGCUGCAGCCCGGGCAGCGCUGUGGAGCAAGUCCACCCAGGCUGGGACACCUUGGGCUCGCUGGAUCUGCAAGAGUUUGACACAAUGGAAGAGCUUGAGUUUCCCAGGACAAGUCAGGGGCAAAGAAAAGCUACAAAAAGUGAAGAAUUCUUUGAGACCAUGGAAUUACCAUUAAAGGAACCAAGCAAUUGUGAAUCCCCAGCGUGCGGGGAAAGUUCAAAGGAGACACACAACGAGGAUGACUUUUUAGAAGGUGUCACUCAAAUGACACAUGCAGGGACAGAGGCUCACUCUGGUGUGAAAGCUGAAGAAGAGCCAGACACUUCACCCUCGCGUGAAGCAACUUUAAACUUGAUUACCUUUGACAGUGACUCAGAAGCCAACAGGGAACUUGAUGACCUUGAAGAAAGCUUUGCAGAGGCCCUUCAGAUCUCACGUGACUAUUCAUAAUAGGAGCCAAAAUACAGCUGGUAAAAUAGGGCCAGAGGCAGUUCUGUGGAGAACUGCCAUUCGUUAAAUAGUAGGAAAUUAUUUGUUUUAUUUUCAGUUUAUUUCUGUUUAAACACUACUCGAGUCUCUCUAGCAGGGUAUUAUUAAUUGGGCAUUAAUUAAUCUCUGUAGUAAUGUAGAUUGUAAAGGAUAAAAUUUCAGUUACCAAAUAUUGUAUAUUUUGCCUAUAUUUGUAUAACUCAGAACUGACUUUUAAGAAUAUUGAAAUAGAUGUAUAUUUUUAGAAAGCUGCAAUAGUAUGUUAUGAAAUAUUUAUUGUUUUCUAUUUAUAUUGAAUAAAUUAAUU
This is a messenger RNA of Calidris pugnax (ruff), 1962 nucleotides long. RefSeq names its product spermatogenesis associated 7 (gene SPATA7). Gene Ontology annotation, biological process: protein localization to photoreceptor outer segment; photoreceptor cell maintenance; microtubule cytoskeleton organization. The transcript is spliced from 11 exons. NCBI's taxonomy places the organism in Eukaryota, Metazoa, Chordata, Aves, Charadriiformes, Scolopacidae. The coding region runs from base 135 to 1616 and encodes 493 amino acids. Gene Ontology annotation, cellular component: ciliary basal body; axoneme; photoreceptor distal connecting cilium. The record is from RefSeq and is a predicted model, not a curated record.